Penicillium lagena is the source of this 1167-nucleotide messenger RNA. RefSeq lists its product as uncharacterized. The transcript has a single exon. Bases 1 to 1167 code for a protein of 388 amino acids. The record is from RefSeq and is a predicted model, not a curated record. NCBI's taxonomy places the organism in Eukaryota, Fungi, Ascomycota, Eurotiomycetes, Eurotiales, Aspergillaceae.
AUGGCCUCACUUCAUUGCUCCGGCAAUCGAGGUCCACGCUCCUUUUCUGCUUUUGACUCUUUACAACCAGCUUCAUCGUCAACACACAGCUCAUCUUCGCGCCCUGGAUGUCGUUCACGAUUCUCACACCGGGGGCUACUCUACCAGACCCUCCUAAUUCUAAUCAUAAUUCUCUGCAUCGCGCCGGUUUCCGCACUCGUCGAACCCAUCGAACCCGGCCGACUUGCACAUUUCGUGCGAUCUACUUCGCAACCGAGUGGAGAAGAGCCCACUGCCGAUCACCAGGGAUCAUCGCCAUCGCGCGAUCGGCUGGCACCCGAGGAUGAGCACAAGGACAUCUCACAGUCCCAAGCGUCCAACAAUGCCUCAUCCAAUGCCUCCAAUUCCACAUCCACAUCCACGUCGAUCUCUAUCGCCUCCAAAUCAACGGAGAGUUUCGUAUUCCCUACCCCAUUCGACACCCUGGCCAACACCUUCGCCAACGCCAGCUGCUCCGCUUUCUUUGCGGACUUCCUCGCCAAUUCCACAAUAAUGGACUGCCACGCUGUCUCGCUGCUUCUCGAGAACUCCGUUUCCUUUUUCCAUAUACUCUCUUCUGCCGCCGAGACGUCACAUGUGCUCGACAUCGCCUGCAACGCGCCCGUCACUCAAUGCGCAGACAUCCUGUCCGCUUUGGCGAGCGAUAUGCUCGAAGAUGAGAAUUGCGGCACAGAUUACUCCCAGGGAAAUACUGUCGUUCAAGGUGCAUACGAUGACCUGGUCGCGUAUGAACCUCUCUAUCACGCGACAUGCCUUACCAACCCGGUGACACAGAACUACUGUUUCGUUGACGCGGUCAAAAAUGCCUCGGCGCCGGCAGACUACAAUGUAUACUUUGUUCCACUGGGCGAGACCCUAGGCUCGCCUGCCGCGGUAACCUGCAACCAGUGUCUCCAGGCAACGAUGGGUCUCUUUUCGCGCUGGGCUACGCAUGAUGACCAGCCGCUCGAUCAGUCCUAUCUUCCCUCUGCUCGCGCGGUUAAUGGGCAGUGUGGUGCUAGCUUUGCACCUGUGAAUAUUACCGUCGGCGCUGAUAAAGUGAGCUCUGGUGCUGAUCUUUCGGCUUCUUUACCUUCGACCCUCCUGGUAGCUGUCUUCCUUGGUGCUCCGUUUAUCGGUCUUGUCUGA